Molecule: messenger RNA, 3225 nt
Organism: Tupaia belangeri chinensis (Chinese tree shrew)
Lineage: Eukaryota; Metazoa; Chordata; Mammalia; Scandentia; Tupaiidae
Gene: COL9A2
Product: collagen type IX alpha 2 chain
Exons: 33
Coding region: 1-2676 (891 amino acids)
Biological process (GO): extracellular matrix organization
Molecular function (GO): extracellular matrix structural constituent conferring tensile strength
Source: RefSeq, a predicted model, not a curated record
AUGGCCAGCGUGCCGGCGGGGGCAGAGGGCGACGUGCCCUCCUCGCCCCCAGGAACCCCUGCUUCAGUCCGAGCUGCCGCCUGCUCUGCCACCACCUCCGCCGCCUGCUUCCGGCAGCUCUUCCUCUCCACCUCCACCCAGCCCAACCAGCCACCCUCAGCCCAGGUAGACGGGAGCCCUCGGGCCUCCUGGAGGAGGAAGGCCAGUGCCCAGGUGGUACCUACAGUUAGUUGGGAACUCCGAAAUAAGGAGGUGGUGUUUCAAGAACACGGAACCACUCUGGAGAAGCUGGGCAGGAAGGCCCAAUGCGGAACCGGGGCAGGGGGGCGGCGAGAAGCAGACUUUGGAAGGGGCCUGAUUGAAUGCAGAGAGGAGGGGGCCAGGGAGAGCAGCGAAGCGGGCAGGGGCUGGGCCGCGGAGGCGCGGCACCGAUCCAGGCCGGGCUCACAGGUAGAAGGGGCUGAGGACCGGGAGGCCAGUGCUGCCCUGGAGAGAGGCCCACCGGGAGAGCCCGGACCUCCAGGUCCUCCGGGGCCUCCAGGUGUUCCCGGAUCAGACGGCAUCGACGGCGACAAGGGGCCCCCUGGGAAAGCUGGUCCUCCGGGACCCAAGGGAGAUCCUGGAGAAGCAGGGCCAGAUGGGCCGGAUGGGAAGCCUGGGAUUGAUGGUUUAACUGGAGCCAAGGGGGAGCCUGGCCCUGUGGGGACCCCCGGAGUCAAGGGCCAGCCUGGGCUCCCAGGUCCCCCAGGCCUGCCAGGCCCUGGUUUCGCUGGACCUCCCGGACCACCCGGACCUGUUGGCCUCCCUGGAGAGAUUGGAGUCCCAGGCCCCAAGGGAGAUCCAGGACCAGAGGGACCAUCGGGGCCCCCAGGACCACCUGGGAAACCGGGUCGCCCGGGAACCAUCCAGGGCCUGGAAGGCAGUGCGGAUUUCCUGUGUCCAACCAACUGCCCAGCAGGUGUGAAAGGCCCCCCGGGGCUGCAGGGAGUGAAGGGACACCCAGGCAAACGCGGGGUUCUGGGAGAGCCUGGCCGUCAAGGGAAGCCGGGCCCCAAGGGAGAUGUGGGCGCAUCUGGAGAGCAAGGCAUCCCUGGACCACCGGGUCCCCAAGGUAUCAGGGGCUACCCAGGCAUGGCAGGACCCAAAGGAGAGACGGGUCCCCGUGGGUAUACAGGCAUGGUGGGGCCUGUCGGCGCUGCUGGGCCCCCGGGUGAGGAAGGUCCAAGGGGACCACCAGGCCGAGCCGGGGCGAAAGGUGAUGUGGGUGGCCAAGGCGUUCGUGGACCCCAGGGAAUAGCAGGCCCGAAGGGAGCAACCGGCCCCCCAGGCAUCGAUGGCAAGGAUGGGACCCCAGGCACACCCGGCAUGAAGGGCAGUGCAGGCCAGGCGGGGCGACCAGGAAACCCAGGCCACCAAGGCCUAGCGGGUGUGCCUGGCCAGCCUGGGACGAAAGGAGGCCCUGGAGACAAGGGCGAGCCAGGCCAGCAGGGCCUCCCUGGGUUUUCUGGCCCCCCCGGGAAGGAGGGAGAGCCAGGGCCACGAGGAGAGAUCGGUCCCCAGGGCGUCAUCGGGGAGAAGGGUGACCAGGGUGAGAGGGGGCCGGUGGGGCAGCCAGGUCCUCAAGGACGCCAGGGCCCCAAGGGGGAGCAGGGCGCACCGGGAGUUCCAGGGCCCCAAGGCUUGCCUGGCAUCAAGGGAGACAAGGGCUUCCCGGGGAAGAUCGGGCCCCGCGGCGGAGUGGGCGACCCGUGGGUGGCCGGCCUCCCGGGAGAGAAAGGCGAGAAGGUGAGCGCGGGCGUGGGGGCGAGCGCGAGGGGCGGGCAGGUCGGGGCCCCACUGCUUCCUGACUGGCGCCUUGGCCCUGCAGGGCGAGUCUGGAGAGCCGGGGCCCAAGGGACAGCUGGCCCCGGGGCAGGGGGCCCCCUAGGCAGGCAAUGGGGGGCCUCUCCCCACAUUACUAAUGGGGACAUUGGUGAUACCACCUCGAGGGACGCUGGUUCCAAGCCCCCGGUGGCAGAGGGUGGUGUGAGUGCAGCAGGGCGGGGUUCAGUCAGGUCGGGGCAAAUCCUUCUGGAGAAGGGAGGGAGCGGGAGGGCAUCACAGGGAGGCGGCCCCCCUGGCUGCUUCCUCCUGAAAAGCCCCGUCGGCAUCCAGGGCCGAGACCCCAGUGACCAGCACAUUGUGGACGUGGUGCUAAAGAUGCUGCAAGAGCAACUGGCAGAGGUGGCUGUGAGUGCCAAGCGGGAAGCCCUGGGGGCAACUGGGAUGAUGGGACCGCCUGGACCCCCAGGGCCGCCCGGGUACCCAGGCAAGCAGGGACCCAAUGGGCACCCUGGCCCUCGGGGCAUUCCCGGCAUCGUGGGCGCCGUGGGUCAGAUUGGCAACACGGGGCCCAAGGGAAAACGUGGAGAGAAGGGUGAUCGAGGAGAAGUGGGACAUGGGCACCCCGGGAUGCCUGGGCCCCCAGGGAUCCCAGGACUCCCUGGCCGAUCUGGCCAAGCAAUCAAUGGCAAGGAUGGAGACCGAGGGGCCCCAGGAGCCCCAGGAGAGGCCGGCCGACCUGGCCUGCCGGGGCCCGUGGGGUUGCCAGGCUUCUGUGACCCUGCAGCCUGCCUGGGAGCUUCAGCCUACGCCUCUGCCCGCCUCACGGAGCCUGGAUCCAUCAAGGGACCAUGAGCGUCAGGCCAGGACAGAGCCCAGCAGACACCCUGGGGGGAAAGGACGAGGCCCUUUUUGGGUGGACACAACCCCCAUCCUGCAGCCCAGGAAACUAGCUUUCCAGGACCUCUGUCCGGUACCCAGGAGUCCUGAGGAAAGGAAUUCUGAAGGGGGGGGGGAGAGGGAAGGGAGGCACCGCAGUGAAAAUGUGAGGCUGGCAGACAGGCAGGUGUCGCUGCAGGGAAGCUCCGGAAGAAGGCACAGGAGCUCUCCCCGGGGCACCGCGUGGAUGUCACCAGCCAACUGUCUCCUUAACCCGCAGCACUGCCAUGCACCCGCCUGUCCAUGGGGCAGGUGGCCUGAGGUCUGCCAGUUCCUGAUCACUCUCUCUGGACUUGUGACCACCAGAGGUGGCCGUCCUUCAGCCAGCCCCACCCCUUCCUGCCACCCACCCGAGUAUUUAAACGCCUGUCUCCCUCCUCUUCCUGGCCUUACUCUCCAGCAUCCUCUCCCCAGAUCCACCCUGGUCUUUCUGUAAAUAAAAGUCCCCAACUUGGGUACAAACUA